GUUCUGAUGUGUAACUUGGAAAAAAUUAUGCCUCCAUCGUUUUUCGAUGUAAUGGAACAUCUGAUUGUACAUCUUCCGUACGAGGCUCUGACUGCUGGGCCCAUCUUCUAUCGUUGGAUGUACAGAUUUGAAAGAUUUCUAGGAGAGUUGAAAAAGAAAGUGACCAACAAGGCACACGUUCAGGCUUCAAUUUGUCAAGCUUAUAUUCAACAAGAAAUCUCAACGUUCUCAUCUUUUUAUUUUGAGCGUGAAGUCAUAACUAGAAGAAAGAGACCUGCCCGGAACGAUGACAUUGGCGAGGAUUUAUAUGAAAAUGUGGUUUCCAUUUUCAAUUACCCAGGCAGAGGUAGAGGAGCUUCGACUCGCCAUUACAUCUUGGGUGAAGAAUUAAAAAUUGCACAUACUUACAUCCUCAUGAAUUGUCCAGAAAUCAUACCAUUUUACAAUGAAUUUAGAGCUUCUUUAUCGGAACUUCCUGAUAAUGAAAUUGAUGGAUUGGUGGACUCUCACUUCGCAACAUGGUACAAAUAUCAAGUAUAUAGAUAUCAACAGACAUUAUAUAUAUCUUUAAGUAAUAUUUUUUAAUCAUUACCUAAUGUUAUCAUACUUUUAUUUACAGAUCGAUAGCCGUGGGAUUGUCGACCCUCUAUUAGCAUGGUUCUAAAAAUCGCUCUAGGCACCCGAUUAGUCCCCGCCUAGGCGCUAGGCGGUACUCGGGCGCCCCGAUUUUAGUCUAGGCGCUCCGACUAAUUGAAUUGGCGCCUAGGUGAAUUAGUCGGCCGCCUAAGGCGCCUAACUACCCGCCUAGAGCGCUUAAUCGGCCGCCUAGUCAUAUAGAUUCAUCGAACAUUUUAUUUUGCUUUUUAUUUUAGUAUUCUAAGAGAUAUAUGUAUCUUUAACUAUAACAAUGCAUAUGAAGAAAACCACUAGUUGUUGAUUAAUAUAAAUACUAUACAUGCUUUUAUA
This is a messenger RNA of Cuscuta epithymum, 966 nucleotides long. NCBI's taxonomy places the organism in Eukaryota, Viridiplantae, Streptophyta, Magnoliopsida, Solanales, Convolvulaceae. The record is from the annotation of a GenBank genome assembly.